CUCGUCAUUGCCGAAACAGCGCGACGACGGAGCAGACGGAGCGCUCGCUUCUUCUUCGCGGUUCGCUUCAGGAAGGGAAGAUUCUUUUUUCUUCACCCACCUCUCUCACGACCAACAUCCAACCCAACCGUGUGCAGUUGUUAGUGGUUCGGUUUAGUAAAGUGUUUUGGGUCAGGGGACGGAGAUAAAAAAAAGUAACAAGCGUAAACGAACAACGGUGUGUGGUAAGCGACAUACGGAUGGUUGUGGAUUUGUAUGCUGGCUAGCAUUUUCCACUGGAUCGCAGGUUUAACAUUAUUUUCCUUCACGGUCCACUAUCUGUACUAUAUUGUGACGGCACUGAGAUCAUCAUCCCACCAGCAGCAGCAGUCGUCACCACUGACGUCCGCCAGCAGUGGCCAGCAGCAGCACCCAAUGCAAUCCGAAGACGCCAAGUACAUUAAAAAACGAUGGAAGGGCGGCACCAUCGAGCCGCAUCCGACGGAGAAAGCCCUCAUCGUCAACUACAAGCUGGAGGCGGCCGUCUUCGGUGAACCCGGUGAUCCGAUGCUGGAGGACAAGAAGGACUGCCAACGGAUCAUCCGCCUCAAAUCGCUCAACGCCAAAACGGACCCGGCCGUCUUGGCCCGCGAGGUUGUCGAAAAGUGUGACCUCAUUCACAAAUCGCAACUGUCGGACAUCGAGCAGAUCAUCUACUAUUUGAAGAAUCGCAAAAAUGUCGAAACACCGACGGCCGGUGGCGGCGGCGUUGGCAGUGGAAGUGGCGGCAUCGGAGCCAGCGGCGGUAGUGGCCAACGAACCACAUCCCGCUCUUCCGGGGCCAGCGGUGGCAGCGGCGGAGGAAGCAGUGGGGGUAUCGGCGGUGCCGGUGGCAAGGUCGAUUCGAGCGAAACGGAAAAGGCCUCGAUCCGAGCGAUCGACGAGUACAUCGAGCUGCUUUACGAGGAUCUGCCCGAGAAGAUUAAAGGCUCCAGGCUGAUCCUCCAACUGGCAAGGGAUCCAGACAAUCUGGGCGAGUUGGAAAAGAAUGAAGCCGUUCUGAGUGCUCUCUCACGGGUAUUGCGCGAGGAUUGGCGCCGUUCGUUGGAUUUGUCUACAAACAUCAUCUACAUAUUCUUCUGCUUUUCGACGUACACCAAUUUCCACACGGUGAUCGUUAAUUAUAAGAUUGGAUCGUUAUGUAUGGACGUAAUCGAUUACGAACUAAGGAGAUAUGAUCAGAUGAAGAACGAUCUGGAGGCUCGCAAAGGUUGCAGUGAAAAGGGAAAGGAAAAAGAGAAAGAGGUCAACAAGAGUGCCGAGUAUUUGGAUACGAUCAUUGAUCAAGAGAAACCAAAGGAGAUGGAGCCACCCCGGAGACGGAUCCCAGAACUCAAGCAAAGACCAAAGUCCGGAAAUUGGGCAAGUUUUCAUGGUAACAUGAGUUCGUCCUUGGUCAAGGCGCACAACAUGAACAACAGCUAUCACGAGCAGCUUUCCAAAGAAACGACCGCUUCGAAUGAUAGUUUGAAUAAUCAAUCGCCGGAAUCCGAAAAACCGGACCCAAAGAAGCAGAAAGAUGAUUAUGACAAAAUCAACAAGCAGUUUAAAAUUUUCGCAAAGAAACAGGAACAACUGUUGAGGGUGGCAUUCUACCUGCUUCUCAAUAUUGCUGAAAACGUAAAACUGGAAGAGAAGAUGCGCAAAAAAAACAUUGUAAAAAUGUUACUUAAGGCUCUCGAGCGACAAAAUUUUGACCUGCUCGUUUUGGUCGUAACCUUCCUCAAGAAACUUUCGAUCGUUCGAGACAAUAAAGAUGAAAUGUACGAGCUGAACAUCGUCGAGAAGCUCCCGCGUCUUUUGCAGUCGCAGAAAGAUCUCGUUCAGGUGACGCUUAAACUGUUGUUCAAUUUAUCGUUCGAUGCACGGCUACGGGCUCGAAUGAUCCGUGUGGGUUUCCUACCGAAGCUAGUCACCCUUCUUAGUGACGACAAGCAUCACGAGAUAGUCACCAAGAUACUGUACCACAUGAGCUUGGACGAUAAGAUUAAAUCGAUGUUUACUUACACAGACUGUGUACCGGUCGUGACCGACAUGUUGCUGUUGAAUUUGAACCAAAAGUCGGACCCGGACCUCAUCGCUUUGGGUAUAAAUUUAGCGCUAAACAAACGGAACGCCGCCAUGAUGAUCGAAAACAAUCGAUUGCACAAUCUCAUGUCGCGGGCGUUUAAGUACCAGGACACGCUGAUGAUGAAAAUGAUACGCAACAUUUCGCUACAUGAAUCGCUAAGAAUGCAUUUUGUUGACUUUGUCGGAGAUUUGGCUAAGAUUCUGACCGAAUGUGACGAUGAAGAGUUCACCGUUGAGUGUUUAGGCAUUUUGGGAAAUUUAAUUCUACCCGAUCUGGACUACUCGCAGAUCAUUCACAACUUCAAUCUCAUUCCAUUGAUAAGAAACAUGUUGGUUCCUGGGAAAUACAAAGACGACCUUGUGCUGGAAACGGUCGUCUUCCUUGGUACCUGUGCGUCGGACGAAUCCUGCGCUAUGCUGCUGUGCAAAGCGGACGUGAUUCUGUCGCUGAUCGAAUUGCUCAAGGCGAAACAGGAGGACGACGAGAUGGUACUGCAGAUCGUAUUCGUCUUCCAGCAGGUCCUGCGAAACGAGAGCACUCGGGUGUACAUGAUCAAGGAGACGGAAUCGCCUGCUUAUCUGAUCGAUUUGAUGCAUGACAAAAACGCUGAAAUCCGAAAAGUAUGUGAUUUCUGCUUGGAUAUCAUUGCCAUCACCGAUAAUGAGUGGGCCUCGAGGAUUAAGCUGGAAAAAUUCCGCAACCACAACUCGCAGUGGUUGAGUAUGGUGGAAACGCAGGAGGAAACUGACGACAUCCAGGACUAUGGGCCAAUAGAUGACGACGAUGGGGAUCUGCCUGCUUAUCUGGCGUCGGACUAUCUGGAUCAGUGUAUGCUGUACCAGUCUGGGGAGUCCAACGACGAUGGAGAGAGUAACAACAAUCGUUCCACCUCUGCCAUGUCCAACUACAGCAGGCCGAUGAGUCGGUACAGUCGGGACUUCGAAGAUUUCGAAGUGGUUACUUAAAGAGGGGUCGUGUGCAAAAAUGAACGAACAAAUCGUUCGAUGCUGCUUUCAUCGUAUUUUGGUGCAAUACUCUAGAUUUCUGUACAGUGUUUCAUAAACACAUGAACCACAAAACAUCAUAAAUAUUUGUGGAUGUACUUUGUUAAAACUAGUGAACCUUCAUGAAGGUAAUAUGCAGGUUCACUAGAUAAAACUAUUGCGGAAAAAAGAACUCAAAUAAAUCAAGUGCAACAUUUGAAAAUCUAAUCAUAUAAACAAAACAUGAACUAGUAAACGAUUGAUUCUGUAUUGAGAGAAUAAGAAAUUUCGAUCGAGUAUUUUAAAACGUUAGGAUGAAAACCGUAAAGUUUUUAUCAGAGUAAAAACUAUUUAUUAACACAAUUUCGUAGCGAGCCAUAGACAAUGUUUCCUAAACUCUAAACCAAACAUCACUACUUCAAAGCAAACAAUUUGUACCAGUCGCCUUUAGUGCUAUUACUACAAUUUAAGAUGCCAUAUAAAUGCUGAAACAAGAAAUCCAUUCAUAAUAUUGCAUGUUUGCUUGUUUUCCAAAGCACUCUCUAGAAGUAGUAGAAGUUUGACUGCGUUCAAAGAAUAAUAUUCCUGGGAGAAAAUUUUUAAACCAAAGUAGUAGAAAAUUUUUAUUAUUUUUCUGGAAAGUAUCAAUUUAUAUUUUUUUCUCAUUUUUAACCGUUUCAAAUAUAUUGCACCCUUGAAAAGCUACCAAAGAAUGAUAUAUCUAACAUACUCCAAAAGAAAACAAUGCUGAAACAUCAAUUACUCAAACAAAAACCAAUCACGCUUACGGAGCUUUAAGUCACUGUUUUGAAUCUGUAACAUACACAUCGCUGAACCGUGUGAUGCUUUGUAAGAAAUUGUAAAGAAUACCGAAGUCGUAAUCUAGAUAGGUACACAGUGAAGGUCGAAUUGGAAGAAUCGCCCACAGAAAGAAUAUAAAAAGUUUCAGAGUAUUCAGAGUAUAAAUCGAGAGGCAACACAUAGAAUUUGUUCAUAAAAAUAUCUAGUCUUCUUCCGUUUGUGAUAAGAAACGAGUGAACACAAUCGAAAACUUUGUUUUCUGAUUUCCCAUUGAGUAGGUAUUAAUAGUGUUACAUUUUAUCAUUACUUCUAGUUUUCAAGUAGGUACCCAAUCUCUCAAGUACGCUUUGAUUAUAGUUUUGUUCGCUAUUUCAUAUUAUAGGAAUUGACAUAGAAAUUUAAUCGAGCGUGAGAGAUUUUUUUUGGCAGUGAAAUUUGAACUGUGAAAAUCGAAACCAAACCUUCAAUAACAUUGAUUGCAAAAUGAUAA
Uranotaenia lowii is the source of this 4384-nucleotide messenger RNA. RefSeq names its product kinesin-associated protein 3 (gene Kap3). Gene Ontology annotation, biological process: cilium organization; microtubule-based movement. Gene Ontology annotation, molecular function: kinesin binding. Gene Ontology annotation, cellular component: ciliary transition zone; kinesin II complex; axoneme. The record is from RefSeq and is a predicted model, not a curated record. The transcript is spliced from 9 exons. The coding region runs from base 256 to 3075 and encodes 939 amino acids. NCBI's taxonomy places the organism in Eukaryota, Metazoa, Arthropoda, Insecta, Diptera, Culicidae.